CGAGGCAAAAUCUCGAUUUAUGGCUAGCCGUGUCGUCUCUAGGCACGUGUUUAUGUUUUUUGUUUUUCUUACAUCUUCAACACCACGCUGCUGCCGAAAUGUUAGCCAAAAAACAAAAAAUGCAAGAGGAAACAGACUCCGAGCCGCUUGUCGCGCCCCACACGAUACAGGCGCGUCUCAUAUCGGACACGGGCGAGGAGGCGGGGCCGCCCAUCGACCUGCCAGCAGGAAUAACAACUCAGCAACUUGGUCUGAUCUGCAAUGCUCUGUUGAAGAACGAGGAGACAACUCCGUACCUGUUCUUCGUUGGCGAGGAUGAGAUUAAGAAAAGCCUGGAGGAAACCCUGGAUUUGGCGUCGGUGGACACAGAGAACGUAAUCGACAUCGUGUACCAGCCACAGGCUGUCUUCAAAGUGCGUCCGGUAACAAGAUGCACUAGUUCCAUGCCCGGUCACGCAGAGGCUGUGGUUUCGCUAAAUUUCAGUCCGGACGGAGCUCAUCUCGCCAGUGGAAGUGGUGACACCACGGUGAGGCUGUGGGAUCUGAACACAGAAACGCCUCACUUCACCUGCACGGGCCACAAGCAGUGGGUUUUGUGUGUGGCUUGGGCUCCGGAUGGUAAGCGCUUGGCCAGCGGUUGCAAGGCAGGCUCCAUAAUCAUCUGGGAUCCGGAGACGGGGCAGCAGAAGGGUCGUCCCCUUAGCGGGCACAAAAAGCACAUUAAUUGCCUCGCUUGGGAACCGUACCAUCGCGAUCCCGAAUGCAGGAAGCUUGCUUCCGCCAGUGGAGACGGCGACUGCAGGAUCUGGGACGUUAAACUGGGUCAGUGCUUAAUGAACAUUGCUGGACACACAAACGCGGUGACAGCCGUGCGCUGGGGAGGAUCUGGUCUUAUUUACACCUCAUCCAAGGACCGCACAGUUAAGAUGUGGCGAGCUGCCGAUGGCAUCUUGUGUCGCACGUUCUCUGGCCAUGCCCACUGGGUGAACAACAUCGCGCUUAGCACAGACUACGUGCUACGCACGGGUCCGUUCAAUCCGGUCAAGGAUCGUUCCAAGAGUCAUCUUAGUCUGAGCACUGAGGAACUCAAGGAGUCUGCCCUGAAGCGCUAUCAGGCCGUCUGCCCUGACGAGGUGGAGUCCCUGGUCUCCUGCUCAGAUGACAACACACUCUAUCUGUGGCGCAACAACCAAAACAAAUGCGUGGAGCGCAUGACCGGGCACCAGAACGUGGUCAACGAUGUGAAAUAUUCCCCGGAUGUGAAGCUGAUAGCGUCAGCUUCCUUUGAUAAAUCGGUGCGUCUGUGGCGAGCACACGACGGCCAGUACAUGGCAACCUUCCGGGGUCAUGUGCAGGCGGUUUACACGCUGGCCUGGUCGGCGGACUCCCGCCUGAUCGUUUCCGGCAGCAAGGAUUCAACCCUCAAGGUUUGGAGUGUUCAAACCAAGAAGCUGGCGCAGGAGCUGCCAGGGCACGCAGACGAAGUCUUUGGAGUGGACUGGGCGCCUGACGGCUCUCGAGUUGCUUCUGGCGGAAAGGACAAAGUCAUAAAGCUAUGGGCCUACUAAACACUUUCUUUGUAUUUACAUAUUAGGAAAACAUUUAGGAAUAAAGAAAAGGUCCAGAGUAAA
Drosophila ficusphila is the source of this 1631-nucleotide messenger RNA. It is a transcript of the gene Nle, whose product is annotated as protein Notchless. NCBI's taxonomy places the organism in Eukaryota, Metazoa, Arthropoda, Insecta, Diptera, Drosophilidae. The record is from RefSeq and is a predicted model, not a curated record. Bases 99 to 1568 code for a protein of 489 amino acids. Gene Ontology annotation, molecular function: protein binding. The transcript has 4 exons. Gene Ontology annotation, biological process: Notch signaling pathway; ribosomal large subunit assembly. Gene Ontology annotation, cellular component: nucleolus.